Messenger RNA from Durusdinium trenchii, 1653 nucleotides. The record is from the annotation of a GenBank genome assembly. Lineage: Eukaryota; Dinophyceae; Suessiales; Symbiodiniaceae.
AUGGUUUCGUGCUUCCUGAGCUGCUUCCAUAGUUUUGCUCCGAAGCUUUCAAGCAGUCAGAAACAGCCACCUACGGCUGGCCGAAGACUUGGAUCCAUGGUCGCCACCACUCAAAGCCAGUUCCACGAGCGGCUUUUGCAUGCAGCAGUGGCAUCCGCAUGGUCCAUCGCCGCAGAGGAGGAUCCGCCAUUGCCUGGAUCGCCUGAAUACGUCGGAAGCGACGUGGCCAGGCUCGCUGCCAGGCCUUUCAGCCACAGCUUUCUGGCGCCAAGCCAGGCAAGCUCAGUGCCCACAGGGCGUACUGCAUCUGCACAGCGCUGUCACUUGCAUCAGCGGGCACAUCCUGGGUGCCAACGAUGCGCGGAAUGGAAGCGCCAUGGAAGUGCUGAGACGGAGAGUUUUCGUCACGCCAAGCAGAGACCACACCAGGAGGAGAACCCUGAACGGGAGCCUAUGAGAGGAGACGAGGACUGGGAGCAGCAGUUGGGCUUCAACACGCGGCUGCAGAGCCAAAUCUUUCAGUCGGACUAUUUCAGAAGCAUGCAGCACCACGUCACCAACGUCGAAUCCCUGGUGGAGGAGAUUCUGACUCAUGCAGAUCAUGCGGAGCCCUACACACCGAAUUCGAACAACACCAUGCCUUCCACACUCCUUUGUUGCGUAUGCCGCCUGGCCCAGUUGCAGCCUUCGAAGGAUCAGUUGCGCGACCUCGUCGGCUUCCGAGCCGCUGCACGCACGGGCUCGGCCUACGUGCGCGCGGUCGCGCUGCUGCACCUCCGCUUCAACUGCCCGCCCACAGAGGCCUGGCGUUGGCUGCGAAACUUCCUCUUCGACACCGAGGUCUUCAGGCCAACCGGCGGCCCUACCUCGGUUCCGAUGUCCAUGGGCGACUGGGUGGAGCAUUUGCUGACAGAUGACAAGUACUACGACACGGUGCUGCCACGUUUGCCCUUGGGCUUGAAGAGGGAGAUGGCCUUGGAAUUGGUUCAGCUGCCGGAGCUUCGCCAGGCCUAUUCCAAGCACCGCUGCCGCUUCGAUCAGCAUCGCCUCAUCGGUGCCCGUGUGCGGGUGCUGCGGGGCACGACCUGGCACUAUGCACAGGUGCUUUCUUCAUGUGUGAUGGGCCGUUCGCUCGUCGUGGACGUUCAGCUGGAGGACGGUUCACAGGAGGAAGUACCUUGUGGGCUGGUGCGCCUUCAGGAGCCACGGCCACGCGGCUCGUGGCAGCGCUCGAGAUCUCCCAAGUUGCAAGGUUCUCCCAGGACCGAAGAAAAGCUGCGUGAGGAGUACCUGCGGCGCGAUCGGGAGAAGGCGGUGACGGAAGACAAGAAUGAUUACUUCAAGCCAAUUCCCAAGCUCAAGAAGAUGCUGAUGACCAAAGACCAGAGUCUACGCAACGUGGCGCCCGAUCGCGUGGGUGUCACACCUGUGGUGAAGCUGCUCAAGGAGCCCAGGGAGCCCAAGGAGGUGCACCGAGAACCGCGGGAAGCGCCAAGGGGUGAGACGUCCUCACGGCAGUUGCUCUUGGAGGUUGUCCAGAAGUACAGCUCCGGCAGCGCGGCUCGACAUGACCGAUUGGAAUACCACGACUGGCAUCGGGCCGUGAACUCCGGAAAUGAGGUUCUCGCGCCAGAGACCAUCCGCCUCGGCUGA